AUGGCCAAGCAUCAUCCUGAUUUGAUCAUGUGCAGGAAGCAACCGGGCAUCGCCAUUGGACGACUCUGUGAGAAAUGUGAUGGAAAAUGUGUGAUCUGUGACUCUUACGUGCGCCCUUGCACCUUGGUGCGAGUUUGCGAUGAGUGCAACUACGGAUCGUUCCAGGGUCGUUGUGUCAUCUGUGGAGGUGUAGGCAUAUCUGAUGCGUACUACUGCAAAGAGUGCACGCAGCAGGAGAAAGACCGGGAUGGCUGUCCCAAGAUUGUGAAUUUGGGUAGCGCGAAAACUGACUUGUUCUAUGAGCGUAAGAAAUAUGGGUUCAAGAAAAGAUAA
Molecule: messenger RNA, 333 nt
Organism: Linum tenue
Lineage: Eukaryota; Viridiplantae; Streptophyta; Magnoliopsida; Malpighiales; Linaceae
Source: the annotation of a GenBank genome assembly